AUGUCCUCCUCUACUCUUAUGAACCUGCGCACUGCACGAUCCUUUGCUCCUCGUCUGCGUGUGAGCCCUGCGCGCCCAUUCCUCCAGCUGCGCGGCAAGGCGACUUCGCCCUUCCGUCUCCCAGACCCUCGCAAUGAGCCCAACCCGCUGUACAAGAAAGGCUCCGAGGAGCGCGUGAAGCUCGAGGAAGCUCUCGUCAAGCUCCGGGCCCAACUCCCGGUCCAGAGCAACAUUGUCUACAAUGGCCAGGCCCAGAAGUCGGCCAAGUCGUGGGACCAGCCUCUCCCCGCGGAGCACGAGACCGUCUUCACCAACUACCCCCUCGCCACCAAGGAGCAGACCCAGGCUGCGAUCCAGGCUGCGCUGGACGCAAAGAAAGACUGGGAGGAGACGCCCUUCGUGGACCGAGCGGCCAUCUUCCUCAAGGCCGCCGAGCUGGUGACGGGCAAGUACCGCUAUGAGCUGAUUGCCGCGACGAUGCUGGGCCAGGGCAAGAACAUCUGGCAAGGUGAAAUUGAUGCCGCCGCGGAGCUGGCGGACUUUUUCCGCCUCAACUGCAACUAUGCUGCUGAGAUCCUCGAGAGACAGCCUACUCGCGGUAGCGACGGCAUGUGGAGUCGUCUGGACUACCGUCCUCUGGAGGGCUUCGUCUACUCCAUCUCCCCUUCAACUUCACCGCGCUGGGUGCCCUCUCCCUCCAACGUCUACGCCAGCAGCAUCAUCUACAAGAUCCUCCGCGAAGCCGGUCUCCCUCCCAACGUCAUCCAAUUCGUCACUGGUGAGCCUGAGACCAUCAACGACGUCGCUCUCUCCCACCGCGACUUUGCCGGUCUGAACUUCAUCGGUUCCUCGGACGUCUUCCGCUCCCUCUACGGCCGCAUCGGCGAGGGCAUCGCCAACAAGACCUACCGCGAAUUCCCCCGCGUCGUCGCCGAGACCAGCGGCAAGAACUUCCACUUGAUCCACCCCACAGCCGACAUCCCCAGCGCCGUGAACCACACCAUCCGCGGUGCCUUCGAAUACCAGGGCCAGAAGUGCUCUGCCACCUCGCGCGUGUACCUGCCCGAGUCUCGGGCCGAGGAGUUCCUUACUGGCCUCAAGGCUGGCGUCAAGGAGAUCACCAUCGGCAACCCAGACAAGAACCUUGAGGCCUUCAUGGGACCGGUCAUCCACUCCCGCUCCUUCGACAAGAUCACCUCCAUCAUCGACCGAAGCAACAAGGACCCCUCCAUCAAGCUUCUGGCCGGUGGCACCUACGACGGCUCCGUCGGAUACUACGUCCACCCGACCGUCUACCAGGUCGAUUCCCCCGACCACCAGCUCUUCAACGAGGAGAUCUUUGGCCCUGUCCUGGCCGUCUACGUCUACCCCGAUGCCGAGUGGUCCUCGACCCUGAAGAAGGUCGACGAGGCCGGCGGCGGUCUGGCCCUGACCGGCGCCGUCUUCGCUCAGGACCGCAAGGUCAUCCGCGAAGCUGAGGAUGCUCUCCGCUACUCUGCCGGUAACUUCUACAUCAACUGCAAGACCACUGCCGCCCUCAUCGGCCAGCAAUCCUUCGGUGGUGCUCGUGCCAGCGGUACCAACGACAAGGCUGGUAGCUCCGAUGUCCUGCGCCGCUUCACCAGCCCGCGCUUGAUUAAGGAGGAGUUCUUCCCCCAGACUGGAUUCACUUAUCCCAGCAACCACUAA
This is a messenger RNA of Penicillium argentinense, 1689 nucleotides long. RefSeq lists its product as uncharacterized. The transcript has 5 exons. The record is from RefSeq and is a predicted model, not a curated record. Gene Ontology annotation, cellular component: mitochondrial matrix. Gene Ontology annotation, molecular function: L-glutamate gamma-semialdehyde dehydrogenase (NAD+) activity. The coding region runs from base 1 to 1689 and encodes 562 amino acids. NCBI's taxonomy places the organism in Eukaryota, Fungi, Ascomycota, Eurotiomycetes, Eurotiales, Aspergillaceae.